Messenger RNA from Papilio machaon (common yellow swallowtail), 1661 nucleotides. RefSeq names its product ATP-sensitive inward rectifier potassium channel 11. Gene Ontology annotation, biological process: regulation of monoatomic ion transmembrane transport; potassium ion import across plasma membrane. Gene Ontology annotation, molecular function: inward rectifier potassium channel activity. The record is from RefSeq and is a predicted model, not a curated record. The coding region runs from base 20 to 1555 and encodes 511 amino acids. The transcript is spliced from 10 exons. Gene Ontology annotation, cellular component: plasma membrane. NCBI's taxonomy places the organism in Eukaryota, Metazoa, Arthropoda, Insecta, Lepidoptera, Papilionidae.
AGAAAAAAGUAAUAUAAAAAUGGCUCUUGAACCUUUGUUGGAAAUGGAUCACGAUUUUGUUAAAUUAAAUCAAUUAUACGACGAGUGUCUCGAUUAUUUAGAAAAAUCUAAAUACAAUGAUACAGAAAGCGAAGAAAGUGAUCAUAAUGAUUACGAAACUGUAGAAGAAGAUAAUAAAGAUAAAGAAAUAAAUAAUCCUGAAAUCGGUUUUAAAGUUGUCAAUGAAUUAAAAUCAAUGGAAAGUUUAAAUUCAAGUGAAACGAAAUCGGAAAGAUUAAGAAAAUUAUCCCAACAAUUGCCGAAAAUAAUAAUAACACAGAGUAAUAAUAGUUUGAAUUUAAAACGUGAUGAUGAAAAACAUUUAGUUGAUAAUCAUUUGCCGGUGAAGAAUUACUUGAAGAAACCACAUACUGAUAGUCAUAAAUUUAUGAAUGAUGCGAAACAUCAGCCGUUCUUCCGCAAUCGAACGGCUUAUGGUGACUUCCCUAAACGAUUGGUCUCUAAGAACGGAGUCGAGAAUGUGGCUUUGAUCUCUAACGUUCCAUUCGAGAAGAUUCGACUGCUCAACGAUACUUUCCAUACAUUGAUAAAUCUCCGCUGGCGUUGGAUCGUAAUAGGUACUGUAGUGGUUCACUUCGCUAUCUGGUUGGUGUUCGCCGUCUUCUGGUAUGUGACAGCGCUAGCACACUACGACUUCGAGCCGGACCCGCCGUCACGCAGUUGUGUCACCGGCGGCAAGGAUUUUGUCACUAUAUUCCUUGCCUCGGUUGAAGCUCAGACGACAAUAGGUUUUGGAGAUCGAGCUAUUGACGAAGAAUGUCCUGAGUCGAUAUUUCUUUUCAUCAUGCAGUUAAUCCUGGGUACUGGUCUAUCGGGUGUACUGACUUGCGUGGUUUACGCUAAGCUAACUAGGCCGGAGAAAUUGUCCAGAGAUGGCGUUGGCUUCAGUAAGAAAGCUGUUGUGUCAUUGCGCGAUGGCAAGUUGUGCCUAAUGUUCCGCGCCUGGGACCUCAACUACGACCAUAUCAUCAGCUCUGAAUUCACCGCGCACUUUGUCAGCACUUACCGCACUAAGGAGGGCGAGGUGGUGCGCUACUUGGCGCGCUCGCUGCCGCUGCAGCAGCGUCAGUUCUUGCUGUGGCCGGUGACAUUACUACACGUUAUAGAUUGCAACUCCCCGCUUUAUAAUUACACGCCGCAGGACUUUGCUAAUAAUAGUUACGAGAUCACAAUCAGUCUGAAGGGUGCGUCUGCAUCAAUGGGCACUUUCACCCAAAGUCAGACCUCUUACCUGCCGCGGGAGGUGCUUUGGGGACAUCGCUUCCCACCAGUCGUUAAAUACGACCCUCGUAAGCAGAAGUAUGUGGUAGACUACGCAAGUCUGGACGUAACACAAGCAGUUGAUACACCACUUUGCAGCGCACAACAACUUUACAGUUCCAGUACAUCCAGCAAGGAGAGCGCCUGUCCCGGUACUCCGGGCAGCUUCAGUGAGAAACUUUCCACAUUCCAUCUUGAGAGGACGUCUUCUUUCAAAAGGAGGGACAAAUCUUAGAAUUAACUUUGCGACAUUGUUGAUGUUUUUGAUAUUUUCACGUAUAUAAAUGUUUGAUUUUUAUAUCAAUUCCAUUGUGAUCUGUUGAACGAAUGAACUGAUUUUC